Messenger RNA from Mirounga angustirostris (Northern elephant seal), 3988 nucleotides. RefSeq names its product homeobox C6 (gene HOXC6). Gene Ontology annotation, cellular component: nucleus. The transcript is spliced from 2 exons. The record is from RefSeq and is a predicted model, not a curated record. Lineage: Eukaryota; Metazoa; Chordata; Mammalia; Carnivora; Phocidae. Gene Ontology annotation, molecular function: RNA polymerase II cis-regulatory region sequence-specific DNA binding; DNA-binding transcription factor activity, RNA polymerase II-specific. Bases 2390 to 3121 code for a protein of 243 amino acids. Gene Ontology annotation, biological process: anterior/posterior pattern specification; regulation of transcription by RNA polymerase II.
UUUAUCCCUCUAGCAAUCUCUCUGAAAUGGGGGGGGGGGAUGGAGGGAAUUUACUCUCUUCCGGCCUGUUCUAUGUGUUACACUGCUACCCUUAGGGCAGAAGUGAGGCUGGGAACUCUGAGAGUGGCUACUUGUGUCCAGGGGUGCGCUGACUUGUUUCUUAGCUCAGCCCCCUGGGUCUUCCCCCCCUCCCCCUAGUUCUUUCUCGCUCUACCUCUUGCCCUCCAGGGGGCCUGGAGCCCCAGCCAGCUGUUGAAAACCUCUGUCCGGGCAUGCCAUGAAUUGGAGGACAGCUGGAUUCUAGAGCAAAAGGCAAGUCACGCUAGUGUCUCUGUUCAUAUACCUGCCAUGUCACCCCCUAACCAGAUGACUCAUCUCCAAAUUUCUUUCUUAAUUUGGAACCCUCCUCUACCCUUUCACUUUUAUCUCCUUGAGCAGAAGAAAGUAUGGUCCAAGAGGGGGAACAUUUACAAUGAUAGGGGUCUUCCCCCACCCUUUUAAAUACCAACAAAUUUCCCUCCUUUCUGAAGGAUUGGGGCUGUAUUUUUAAAAGCCAACACAAAUUGUCCAGCAGGAAGACUCUUCAGUCCCCUAACAAGGUUCAUGUAUUAGCUAACAUGUUGUCUCCACCAGCUCCUACACACUGUCUGCUUUUGGGUUCGAAACUUUAUUUUUCCCCCCUAGCGACACUCCAGGGAAACCUUAACGUUACAGAAGAUGAAUAAACGAGUUUUUUCCCAGCGUAGUCCCGUUUAUGGCUUUAUUGCUACCCAUUGAUUACUCUGCUUUGUUACACAGAAGGAAAAGAUCAUAAAAUCCGGAGACAUCCGGGUUCUUGUUAUAGUCAGCCCCCCCCUCAAAAUGGUGAGGAGAAAAUAUGAGCUUCCACCGCUCCCUUCGCUAGCCCCACCACCCCCUCUUUGUCAGCUCAAAGCAUUUUCAGCCUAUGUCACGAUAUCAAAUUAAGUUUGGAUUCAUCAGGAGAAAAACUCCAUCUGCACACCUUCCGCUGUUUCAGUUUGCCCACUGCGGCUCCCUCAGAAGCCUGGAACUCAGCUGCCUUUUCCUAACCUUCUCUUCCUUUUUCUCAGCCCCAAUGUGGAGAGAAAAUGGGGGUAGGGGUUGCUGAGAGGCCCGGCUCCGCCAGGUGUGGCUGGCCCUUGAGUGAGAGCUCCCCAGGAGCCCUUUGCUGGAAUCUCCCAAGCCCCGGAGCUCAGGUCCAGGGUGCCUCUCUUGGCGGGGCAGAGUCCGGAGGGGCCUGGGGGCUUCUGACUUGCGCAGGGGCUUGAGCCUGCAGACGCUCGCUGUCCUUCAGAGCCCCCCCAGCCUUCUCUUUCUGCCUGGAUCCUGUGUGAAUCACCCCAGCGGCCCUCGUUGGCUCCAAAUCAUAAAUUCUCACCAACAUAAACAGGAGUUGAUGUGUCUAGAAAGACCCUCAGAGUUCUUUCUUCUGCCUUCCUUUCUUCCUUUUCCUCUCUCUCUCCCACCUUUUGCUUCUUUCUCUCUCUUUUCCAUUGUAUUUUUAUACAUUUUUCCCUUUUAGGCAAAAGUGCUGCAAGAGUUUCCCCCAAAAGGGUGUUCUGAGAGGCAGAAGGGGGCUAAGAGGAUGAAGAAGCAAAUGCAUGGCCCCUUUGCCCACUUCAGCUCUGCCACUGUGUCCUGAAGUCUCAUCCUUACUCCUUUAGACCUCCUUGCUCCCUACAUUUCCCUUCCACCUAAGACUAUCAGCCACACUCUCCUUCCUCUGAGCACUGUGUUUUAUGCAGUUUCUUUCUACUUUUGAUUUUUUUUUUUUAAAUUUUGGGGGGGAAAAGUACUGGUUUAGUGAUGAGGACUCACUCCAUGGAGGGUCAAAGUAGGAUUUCCUGUAGGAUUUCUGGGGAUUCCCCCUGAGCUGGGAAGGGGCUCUUCCCACAGAAAAAUCAGGAUGUAAUUUUAGAAGGGGGGGAGAUAUAAAAGAUGAAAUCAGAUUGAAAAUAGAGGGAUUUCUCCAGACCUGGCUCUGGCCACAGCACAGCAAAGUUAGCAGGGGCUGAGAGAUUUCCUAGCAGUGCAGCUCUUCUUCCCUGGGCCCCAAGGCCCUGCUAAUGCAUAUUCACCCUUCUUCACCUCCAAAUCAGUUCCCUAACAUAUAUAUUUUUAAAAGAAAUCUAAGUCUUACUUUCAAAGCACACACUUAGUCUCAACUAGGGAAUCAACAGAAGCAGAAGCGAUUUUUUUCCCCCUUCUUGACAUCUGGCUUGCGAUUGGCUGGAAGGGGGUCAGCUGACUUUGUCAUUUUGUCUGUCCUGGAUUGGAGCCGUCCCUAUAACCAUCUAGUUCCGAGUACAAACUGGAGACAGAAAUAAAUAUUAAAGAAAUCAUAGCCCGACCAGGUAAAGGCAAAGGGAUGAAUUCCUACUUCACUAACCCUUCCUUAUCCUGCCACCUCGCCGGGGGCCAGGACGUCCUCCCCAACGUCGCCCUCAAUUCCACCGCCUAUGAUCCAGUGAGGCAUUUCUCGACCUAUGGAGCAGCCGUUGCCCAGAACCGGAUCUACUCGACUCCCUUUUAUUCGCCACAGGAGAAUGUCGUGUUCAGUUCCAGCCGGGGGCCGUAUGACUAUGGAUCUAAUUCCUUUUACCAGGAGAAAGACAUGCUCUCAAACUGCAGACAAAACACCUUAGGACAUAACACACAGACCUCAAUCGCUCAGGAUUUUAGUUCUGAGCAGGGCAGGACUGCGCCCCAGGACCAGAAAGCCAGUAUCCAGAUUUACCCCUGGAUGCAGCGAAUGAAUUCGCACAGUGUGUGUUUUGUGCCCGGAUCUCUAGGGGUCGGCUAUGGAGCGGACCGGAGGCGCGGUCGCCAGAUCUACUCGCGGUACCAGACCCUGGAACUGGAGAAGGAAUUUCACUUCAACCGCUACCUAACGCGGCGCCGGCGCAUCGAGAUCGCCAACGCGCUCUGCCUGACCGAGCGACAGAUCAAAAUCUGGUUCCAGAACCGCCGGAUGAAGUGGAAAAAAGAAUCUAAUCUCACGUCCACGCUCUCAGGGGGCGGCGGAGGGGCCGCGGCCGACAGCCUGGGCGGAAAAGAGGAAAAGCGGGAAGAGACAGAAGAGGAGAAGCAGAAAGAGUGACCAGGACUGUCCCUGCCACCCCUCUCUCUCCUUCUCCCUUGCUACCCCCCCCAAUUCCCUCCUAAUCACACACUCUAUAUUUAUCACUGGCACAACUGAUGUGUUUUGACUCCCUAAAACAAAAUUAGGGAGUCAAAUAUGGACCUGAAAGUCAACUCUGGACCCCCUCCCUCACCGCACAAACUCUCUUUGACCACGCGCCUCCUCCUCCUUGCUCCCUCGCUAGCUCGUUCUCGGCUCGUCUGCAGGCCCCUUCCCCCUCCCAGGCCUUGGGGGCUCCGUCCCUGAACCUCGCUUCAGACUCCACAGAUCUCCCUCCAAAUGAGGACUUGGCCUCCCACCCCCUCGGCGCCUCCACCCCCGCCCCUGCGCAGAGAGCCGGCUCCCGGGCCGGGGCCUCCGCUCCGGGGCCUCAGGGUCCGGCCUGGCAGCCGCGGAGAGCGGGAGGCCCAAGGAGGGCGCGUCGUGGCCCCACAGCAACCCCCAGGGCCUCCCCGCAGCCCCUGCCCGGCCCCUCUGCCCCAGCAAAUGCCCAGCCCAGGCAAAUUGUAUUUAAAGAAUCCUGGGGGUCAUUAUGGCAUAUUACAAACUGUGACCGUUUCUGUGUGAAUAUUUUUAGCUGUAUUUGUGGUCUCUGUAUUUAUAUUUAUGUUUAGCACCGUCCGUGUUCCACUCCCAUCUUAAAAGGGGGGAAAAAAAGAGGGAAAAUUACAAAAAGAGAGAAAAAAAAGUGAAUGACGUUUGUUUAGCCAGUAGGAGAAAAAAAUAAAUUAAAAAAAUCCCCCUCGUGUUACCCUCCUGUAUAAAUCCGACCUCUGGAUCCGUUCUCGAAUAUUUAAUAAAACUGAUAUUAUUUUUAAAAGUUUA